CGUCCGGCGGGGCGUCUGGAGGCUGCCACGGGCGAUAUCCGAGCCCGCGCCGCAAACAGCGCCCAGCGGGGACCGGAACGGACAGAGACCCCACCGCUCAGUGCCGCCGCGUACCGCCGGUAGUCGCAGUGACCGCCGGACGCUGGCUGCUGGAGGUCGCUUCACACGCAGUCCGCUGGUCAGACGAGGGUUGUCAGAGUGACCGACACGCAGCUUGGUGACGUCGUUCCUCGGCGUUCUGCGUCAUCAGAAGACGUCGCUAGUGAUCUCCGGAGAGCGUCAGCAGGCAUCAACGUCAUCCGUCAUCAGCGUCAUUCGUCAUUAGCCGUCAGCAGCUCUGUUCUGCUCGCGUCAUAGUUUGACAGCACCGCAGCGUCAGCGUCUACCAGACUCGAGCAGCGAUGAGACAACUCCAUUCAGUCGGCACCAUCGUAUUGCUGCUGGCCGUGGCAGGUCAGGGGAAGCAGUCCAGCUUCAAACGCACCUACCCAGAGCUGCCCAGUCCUCAGGACAGGCGGAUGAACGAACUGCCUCGCACCAGCCUCAGGGAGAAAAGCACCAAACGUAUUGAGGCACUGCCGCUACUCAGUGUCAGUUCGGUGAAGAACUGCGGCACAGACCACGACCCCAUCCAGCUCAACACACUGACACUGCCCGGCGUCAUCGACCUCAAGGCGUCCUUCAACUUCAGCAUCGACGCCGAGCUCCACCUGCAGCUGAAGGCCCCGCUGAAGGUGGCUCUCAAGGUACAGCGCUACUUCCUGCUCUGGUGGGUGACGGUGCCGUGCAUUGAGGGCGUGUUCGGCACGUGCACGUUCAACGACCUCUGCAGCCUGCUGCCCGGGCAGGGCAACCACACCUGCCCGCCCGUGUUCACGGAUCACGACCUGCCGUGCGGCUGCCCCGCAGGACCGGGAGAUAUCAAGGCUGAUGACGUGCCCGUGAACCUCGGCUCGGUGAAUAUUCCCGAGGAGGUGGCCUCCGGCUCCUACCGGCUCAAGACCACCAUCACCGACGGCACCACCGAGGAACUGAUGGGCUGCUUCGACAUCGACCUCAAACUGCACUGACCAGCGCCGCCACUUGCCAUGCCAAACGUCACGGACGAGUGGAAGGAAGUGGGAAGGAUACGACUGGACUGUAUUGCCGAGGUUGCGGAUGAUCGAAAGUGAAGCAUUUUAGCAAAUAUGUGUUAGCAAAUAGUUACUCAGAUGUGGAUUUUUAGACUUAGCGGACUGUUUUAGAAUCUAGGAAUUAUCGAUGUACCUAGUCACCUUCCUUGAUAUGUGAAUGAAAUAUGAUAUUCGUGGCUAUUUAGAUAUUACGAUAACAUGCCAAUAAACUGUAGAAAGAAAA
Amphibalanus amphitrite is the source of this 1356-nucleotide messenger RNA. Its product is annotated as ganglioside GM2 activator-like. Gene Ontology annotation, molecular function: enzyme activator activity; lipid carrier activity. The record is from RefSeq and is a predicted model, not a curated record. Gene Ontology annotation, biological process: lipid transport; ganglioside catabolic process. The transcript has 4 exons. Gene Ontology annotation, cellular component: cytoplasmic side of plasma membrane. The coding region runs from base 402 to 1070 and encodes 222 amino acids. NCBI's taxonomy places the organism in Eukaryota, Metazoa, Arthropoda, Thecostraca, Balanomorpha, Balanidae.